UUGACUCGUGAUCAAGGUUAGCAGCUCCCGUCAAAAUGGUGAAAGUGUACGGACUUCUAGUUCUGUACAAAGGAGUAAACAGUGCGACAAUUUUAAAAGAUGCCUACGACUUAUCAAGUUUUAGCUACUUCCAAAAAGGGUCAGUACAAGAGUUCAUGUCGUUUGUUAGUAAAACUAUGGCGGAGAGGACACAGCCAGCUUCAAGACAGUCAGUAAAGGAAGGAGAGUAUAUGCUGCAAGUGUAUGUGAGAGCGGACAACUUAGCAGGCGUACUUAUUUCGGACCAUGAAUACCCCAGCAGAGUUGCGCACACAUUGAUUACCAAAAUAUUGGAUGAGUUCACAGCAAGAGUACCCGCUAACACUUGGCCAACAGCCAACAACACAACUGUAGACUUCCCUGUGUUGCCACAAUAUUUAGUCAAGUACCAGAACCCCAGAGAAGCUGAUGCUCUUACAAAAAUCCAGGAGGAUUUAGAUGAGACAAAGAUCAUAUUACAUGACACAAUAAAGGCAGUGCUAGAGAGAGGUGAAAAACUAGAUGACCUAGUGGCCAAGUCUGACAGUUUGUCUUACCACAGUAAAGCAUUCUACAAGACUGCCCGAAAGACCAAUAGUUGCUGUAACUUUUGAAGAACUUUGUGUCAUUUGAAUGGCCAUAGUUGUUUUAGAGCAAAGUAUUAAUGUUAUACCAUACAUAGACAUUAUUAAUGUAAUAAAUGUGUAUUGUGUGUGAUGU
This is a messenger RNA of Cydia amplana, 738 nucleotides long. RefSeq names its product synaptobrevin homolog YKT6 (gene Ykt6). Gene Ontology annotation, cellular component: Golgi apparatus. Lineage: Eukaryota; Metazoa; Arthropoda; Insecta; Lepidoptera; Tortricidae. The record is from RefSeq and is a predicted model, not a curated record. Gene Ontology annotation, biological process: endoplasmic reticulum to Golgi vesicle-mediated transport. Bases 36 to 632 code for a protein of 198 amino acids. Gene Ontology annotation, molecular function: SNAP receptor activity. The transcript has a single exon.